Messenger RNA from Xenopus tropicalis (tropical clawed frog), 4798 nucleotides. It is a transcript of the gene os9, whose product is annotated as osteosarcoma amplified 9, endoplasmic reticulum lectin. Lineage: Eukaryota; Metazoa; Chordata; Amphibia; Anura; Pipidae. The coding region runs from base 16 to 2292 and encodes 758 amino acids. Gene Ontology annotation, cellular component: endoplasmic reticulum lumen. Gene Ontology annotation, biological process: ERAD pathway; endoplasmic reticulum unfolded protein response. The transcript is spliced from 15 exons. The record is from RefSeq and is a predicted model, not a curated record.
UGGGCGGGGCGACAAAUGAGGAACUCCACUCAGUUCGCUAAGCGCCGACGCGCUGCUACCUGGACCAAUGGAAGUGAGCACUGUCACUUGCCGCCCAAUCCGCAGCAAGCGGCUGUACGGGUAGAGGGCGGUGCCCCGGUGGCUGGUAUAGUGUUUUCGGCAGAGAAGAUGGCGAUCCUCCGGGUUUGGGUAUUCGUGUUCUGCGUGCUGUGGCCGUGGUUUCAUGUGGCUUUAGCUUCACUUGGUUUCCUCAACCUGGAGGAGUUAUCGGAAAUGAAGUAUGGCAUCGAAAUCCUCUCGGAACCUGUUAUAAGAGGACAGAGCAAGUCUGACAACAUAGUGACCGUAUCCUCAAAGUACAAGCAAAAUUAUGAGUGCAAACUCCCUGCUGUGGCAGUAAAGUUCCACCAAGACAGGGAGGAAGAUCAGCAGACAUACUCUGGACUUGGGAUAUCAGACCUUCUGCGACCAAUGGAGGCAGCACCAUGCCUUAUAAAGACUAAAGACUGGUGGACCUAUGAGUUCUGUUAUGGAAAGCACAUUCAACAGUAUCACAUUGAAGAGUCUGAGGUAAAAGGAGAUGUCUUAUUCCUUGGAUACUAUCAAUCAGAAUUUGACUGGAAUGAUGAAAAGGCCAAGGCCUCCAAACAUCACAGGCUAAAACGUUACCAUAGCCAAAUGUAUGUGAACGGGUCAAAGUGUGACCUUAAUGGAAAGUCCAGGGAAACAGAAGUCAGGUUUAUGUGUGAAGAGGGCACCGGAGAUUACAUAGCGCGUGUGGAUGAACCUCAGUCUUGCUCAUAUGUUCUAACCGUGCACACCACUCGAAUUUGCCACCAUCCCUUCUUGCGGCCUCCUUCAACUGGUACCCCUCAGUCCAUAAAGUGCCACCCUGCACUCAGUCCAGAGCAGUAUGUUGAAUAUGUUAAAGCACAAGUCUCUGACACAAAACGUAUAGUGGAAGAAUUAUCAGAGGAGCUGAAAACAUUAAACCUUAAAACGCUGGGGUCCAAGCAUUCACCGCCUCCCCAUCAAGCUUUGCACAGAAAUGACAUAGAGUUACCAUCACAGCCCGACCACACUGAGCAACAAAGUGAAGAUUCUGGUUCCCAAGAUUCCAUGAAACAGGAGAAUCUUGAAGAGGAAGACCAUGUAGUAGGGAAUGAAGAGGAAGACCAUGUAGUAGGGAAUGAAGAGGAAGACCAUGUAGUAGGGAACGAAGAGGAAGACCAUGUAGGGAAUGAAGAGGAAGACACAGAGGCAGAUUUUUGGAAUAAGGUGCUCAGGCCAGAGGACCGAGAAACUGAUGUAACAUCGGAUUCCGGGGAGGAACUGGCUUUGAACCAGCAGGCAAUUGAGGGAAAUCAAGGUAUGCAUAAGGGGCUUCGUUAUAAAAUAAUAAGGAAUCCAGAAGACCUGGUGAAUUUUAUUGCAGAUCUAAAAAAGAAAAAUAAGCAGGAAGAAGAAAAGGUUGAUGCAGAGCAAAAGGAUUCACAGAGCUCUCACCCUGACAAAAACUUGGCUGGUACAUCUGAAACACAAACAGAAGAGGAAAAAGAUGAACAGGCACUUUUACAAGAAUUUGAGAAAGAGCUAGAAAACAUUCUAUUGCCAAAGUCUGAGAUGUCGGAGAUUAAGGACAAUGUAAAAACUGAAAUGGAGAAAGAGUUCGAUAAUAUUAUUGACGAGGCGCAAGAGGAACUUGAGACUGAAGGACUUAAAGGAGAAUUUGACAGAAAACAAGCAUCUAAGUCAUUAGCUACCACCCUAAACAAAUUAAUAGACAAACUAGAGAAUACUGCGGAUGAAAAGGGAGAGGGAGCAGAACCUUUGGAAAGUGAUGAAGGUGUGACUAAAAGCAUUUCUGAACCCACUGCUAAAGAACCCUCUGAUGGUCGUGUUAAAGUCAGGGUCACUAAGAUCCGUCGGGGAAGCUUUGAGCAGAAAGAAAGAAAGGUGAGAGAGAUGAGCAACGAGAAUCCCCAGCUAAGACACAUUGAGAAUGUUGUUAAGGACCUGCUUGAGAAGGAAGGACUGAAGGCAGAAGGUAAAAUAGAAAUUAAGAUUCUAACAACUGGAGACUUUGGUGAUGAAGAAUCCUUUUCAGAAGAGGACACCAAGAACCUGCAAGAUAUUAUUUUCAACAUCCUGGUUCAAGGAACAGAAGAAGUUCACAAAGAAAGGAAACGGCAGCAGCAGCUAGAGGACAACUACCGCUUUGUCUGGAACCAAAACCAGGACGACUCCAAAAAUACAAGGACUGCUGGAGAUACGGAUGAUGUUGAUUUUUAACCUAAGCUAACUGGAUAUCUCCCAAUAAAAACUUGAAUGAACUAUACGAUAAACUUGAGCUUUGUAUCAAAUUUUUAGACAAACAGAACUGGAUUACGGCAAUAGUAACCCAACACCCUUCUGGAGCGUAGUUUUGCCUGCACUAUACAGAUGUCUAUAGGGGGUUUACUGAAUAUUGCAAAGCAUAGCUAGCAGUCAUUUCUCUAGCUUUCGGCAGUUUGGUGCGAUUACUUUGAGAAUCCUGGGGAAAUUACUGCUUAAAACUGCACUAUGGGAAAUAAAUAUGUGCUAUUUAUGGCUCCAUUCUCCAUUGCUUGCUAUGGGUAAUGCACAUGGGGCGGUUUCUUACCUCUGCAGAGAAAUUCCCAAAACUGCACUUGCUGUCUACCUUCCAUUUCAGUAAGAUUUUCUAGAAACCACAAGUUGUAUUAGUGUUGGUAUCCUGAAAAUGCGCAUAAGGCUAAUGCCGAGAAUACGCUGUACCUGUGCCUACCUGUGUUUGUGUGGCAUAAGGCUUAGAUUGGUUCCCAUUAAAGUUAGAGGGAAAUGGCAGGGGCAGUUUUUAUGCUUUUGAAGGCUCUCAUUCAUCCAGGUCAUGGUAUAUCUGUAGUAAUAAGUCAGAUCAACUGGAAUUGCUGUGUUUGUUAUGAAGAUGUUUCAGAAUUGAAUUUAGGGUGACUGGCAAAACGUCUUCAAGAAAAAUGCAGUCCAGUUGAUUUGACUUAUUGUUAUAGCAGUUUCUAGGAAUUUCUCUGCUGGAUGAAAGCGCCAUGAUCAUUCAUGUUUUUGCCUUUUACUGAAAGGUUCAGGUUUUUCCUUUUAGAAGAACCUUUUUAUAUUAUUUAUGGUGUAUUGAUUCCUCACUUUAGCAUUAGAACAUGAUGAAUUCUAAGUGAGUGAUUUUCUGGAUAAGAUUGGAUUCAAUCAAAAACUUGGAAAAAUGGUCACAAGACCAUUAGUUAUAUAUUUUUUUUUUUUCAAAAAUAUUAAGUCCUAAAUAUGUCAAAAUUCCCUUUUAUUCAGAGAGGGGAUAAUUCAUUAAAAGGAUAUACAAUAUAUGAAACUGUGGUAUAAUGUAACUCAGGAACAUUUGGCUAAUGUUAUGGAGCAUUUGCAGUCCAGCUAUACACAAAGGCUUUGAAAUGUUCAGUUGAAAACGCAAUAAAUAUCGGACUAUUCACGUGGAUGCAAAACAGAGAAACCAGGACCUUAAUAUUUAUCUACAUGUUCCUUUAUUUUAGGACAAUCACAUGUAAUGGAAAGGGACAGCUCUUGUACCUCUAGGGGUAUAUUUAUCAUGCUGUGUAAAAAGUGGAGUGAAACAUUACUGGUGAUGUUGCUCAUAGCCAAUCAGAUGCUUUGCUUUCAUUUUCUAACUGUUGAAAUCUAAUUGCUGAUUGGUUGCCCUGGGCAUCAUCACUGGUAAUGCUUCACUCCACUUUUUACACAGCAUGAUAAAUAUACCCCUAAAUGUUGUUUUUCAAUGACAUUUUACUGGAAUCAUGCUACAGAUAUUGUUGGUAAAUGAAAAAAAAAAUAGGUGGGGAGUAAUUUUAUUUAAAGGGGUUGUUCACCUUUAAAUUCCAUUUUAGAAUGAUGUAUAAAGUUCUAUUCUGAGACAGUAUGCAGUUGGUCUUCAGUUUUUACUUGUGGUUUUUGAAAUUAGCUUUUUGUUCAGGAAUGUUGCAGUUGGGAAUUUUAGCAGCUAUCUGGUUGGUUGGUAGGAUCCGAAUUACCCUAGCAACCAGGCAGUAGUUUAAAUUAGAAAUUGGAGCAUGAAUAGGAGAGAGAUUAAAUAUAAAGACAAGAAGUAAAAAAGAAACUAAAAUUGUAGCCUCACAGGGCAAUGUUUUUUUUCAACUGGCAGUCCCAGUGAUCCCGUUUGAAAGCUGGAAAGAGUCAGAAGCAGGGACUAGGGAUAGGCAGAAGAGACUCCUGCUGAUGUUAUUCCAUUAAAAAGCCCUGUGUACUGUAGCAGAAUAUCUUUAUUAAGAUCCAUUUUCUCAAAGUUUUCAGAGCCCAACCCGCAGCUGCACAAGAGAUGGGCCUUUAGACCUGCAUUAAGUUCUCUUCAUACUUGCUUUUGUCUAUGGUAGGAUACACUGGGGAGCAAUGGCUGAUCAUUAUUACAGAAUACACACAAAUGCCUUUAUUUUCAUGUGCUGAUCUAUUGUGUAGGAUCCACGCAGCGUAUAUUUUAGUAUUUAGUAUCUCAUAAAAUGAGCCCGUAUUCUGUGCUGUACACAUGGGCAGAGAAAUGAUGGAAGUACCUUUCACAUGGAAAAUGUGCUGUAAAGAAAGCAUCAGGAUAUUGAAUGAGGCCAUAAAGCUAAUAGAAUAAAAGGAUGUCUAUAUUGCAUACUUCUAUGUUUACCUGGUUAAUGUAAUUUAUUUUUUAAAGUGUUUUUACAGGUGAUUAAACAAAAGCUGUCAUUUUUUUGUAACUGUUCAGGUUUUUCUUAUACUUUUCUUCUGCGUUGAAUAAAGCAAUGUUUUUCAACCUGUG